AGCUCAUUAUUAUGGUCUUGAAGUGCCUCCUCCUCUUCCCUCAAACGGCUGAUUUCAAACGCGGACGACUACCGCCGUCUUGGAAACCGCGAAUCUUCUUACACUUCCGGUUUUAAAAAAGUCCACCUGCUUUCAGCUGGACUUCAUCUCCGAUUUCUUCUUAGCUCACCCGCCACAUAAAAACCAAAAACUCGAAUCUCCCCCACCCUAACCAACCAGCACUGCUCGCUCGCUCGCUUUCCCUCUCCUUUCCUUGCACCUCCAAACGCUCCGCUGUCAAUUACGGAUUCUCCGGGGAGCUAAGAACUAUGGCAAUGGCCGGACUGUACCGCCGGGUCCUCCCUUCCCCUCCUGCGAUCGAUUUCGCUUCUUCGGAAGGAAAGCAAAUUUUUCUUGAAGCGGUUCAGAAUGGAACCAUGGAAGGUUUCUAUAAGUUGAUAUCCUACUUCCAGACGCAGUCUGAGCCUGCGUAUUGUGGCCUGGCGAGCCUUUCUAUGGUCUUGAAUGCACUUGCAAUUGACCCUGGGAGGAAAUGGAAAGGUAAUGGUAUUUGGUCGUUUACUGCAGUUCAGUCUGGCUGUGUUCUCAAUCUCAAGUAUGCAUUGCCUCAGGCUAGAGUCUUGGUUAAGAGCUGUAAGCAAGAGAGUUGGACUGGCUUCGCCAAGUAUCUAAUUGAUGAAGUUCCUGUGCUCUUGAAGUCAGAAGACGUGAAAGAUAUUAACAAAGUACUUCAAGUCGUUUUUAUGUCCUUGCCAUCACAUUUUGGUGAUUUCAUAAAGUGGAUUGCUGAAGUUAGAAGACAAGAGGAUGGUGGUGAAAACAUAAGCCAAGAGGAGAAAGGACGACUAGCCAUGAAGGAGGAGGUACUACAACAAGUGAGAGACACUGGCCUUUUCAAACAUGUUGUCACACUUUUGUCUUCUGCAACGUCUAGUUGUAGAAACGUGCCCACUAAGGGUAAUGGUGAUGAUGAUCUCUCUGAUAUUGCGGCAAAGCUCUGCUGCCAAGGCGCCGAGAUUUUGGUUGGGAAGUCUUUCAAAGGAGGCUGUUGCAUGGAAACAUGCGUAAGAUGCUUGAAAGAACAUGAUGGAAAACCCAUCACUGUAGUCUCUGGAACAGUAGUCAACGGUGGAAGUCAGCAGGGACUUGAAGUCCUGGUUCCUUCAUCUGAAAAGGAACAGAAUUCCUGCAAAUGUGGCCCUAGUAACCAGAUUUACCCAGCUAGCAAAGAUGUUCUAACAGCACUGUUAUUGGCUCUGCCUCCUGAAACAUGGUCUGGUAUCAAAGACGAGGAACUUCUCAAACAAGUGUUUACUCUUGUCUCCAUCGAAAGUCUCCCUGUUUUGCUCCAAGAAGAGGUUUUGCAUCUGCGGCACCAGCUCCGCCUUCUAAAGAUAUGCUUGAGGAAUAAGGAAGAAGAUUUAGCUGCACCCCUUCUGUAG
Messenger RNA from Linum tenue, 1442 nucleotides. Lineage: Eukaryota; Viridiplantae; Streptophyta; Magnoliopsida; Malpighiales; Linaceae. The record is from the annotation of a GenBank genome assembly.